Messenger RNA from Lichtheimia ornata, 570 nucleotides. RefSeq lists its product as uncharacterized. The transcript is spliced from 2 exons. NCBI's taxonomy places the organism in Eukaryota, Fungi, Mucoromycota, Mucoromycetes, Mucorales, Lichtheimiaceae. Gene Ontology annotation, cellular component: cytoplasm; nucleus. Gene Ontology annotation, biological process: negative regulation of cell population proliferation; negative regulation of mitotic cell cycle. The record is from RefSeq and is a predicted model, not a curated record. Bases 1 to 570 code for a protein of 189 amino acids.
AUGCACAUUGAGAUCUCACAAGCUAUUGACUUUCUUGGGCGACUUUUACAAGCGCGAUUGGAGGAGGAAAAACUCUCCCUUCUCAAGCACGAAUUGGCAGGGAUCCUCAAAGUACGGUUUGCCAAUCAUUGGGAUCCACAGCAACCUUCUCGAGGCAAUGGGUUUCGGUCUAUUUCGAAUCUCAAUGGACAACUUGAUCCUGUUCUUGCCUAUGCUGCCAAAAAAGCAGGUGUAUCAGCCCAAGUGAUCCAUAUGGGUCUCCCUCGAGAUUUCGUACUAUGGAUUGAUCCAUUUUCAGUCGCUUAUCGAGUAAGCGAUCACGGCAAUAUUAUGACACUUUAUGAAGAUCGAUCUAGAGGACGCAUCACUCUCAAGGUGGAUCCAAAUACUUUGCCAAAGAGUCCUGCAUUGAGCCCACAUUUACGAGCAACGUCGUCAUCGGCUGUACGCAUCUCACCACCAUCAAGCCCUCACAACAUGCAACGUAUAGCCACUCCAUCAUCAUUAUCAUCUUCACCACUCGCACGACAUGCUAGAAAACAAGAAGAUCAAGCUGUGAUGGCAAAUUAA